Molecule: messenger RNA, 2960 nt
Organism: Durio zibethinus
Lineage: Eukaryota; Viridiplantae; Streptophyta; Magnoliopsida; Malvales; Malvaceae
Source: RefSeq, a predicted model, not a curated record
UUUACUUCUUCAAAUCUGUGAUUCUGAUUGCAAUUGUAUCAUUAGUUUCUGUGUCACUAAUUUCACUACUGAUUUUUAGUAACAUUAAUAAUCUCAAUGGUUUUACACUAAGGACCAACUGUUGGCCUUUUUGGUCGUUUAAAUGUUAAUUCUUGAAGUUCGUUCUAAUGAUAUGGGAUGCUAUUGUAUUGAGGGCUAGAACUGUGAAACUGAUUAAGAAAUUGCCUUAACCAUAUAUGCCUUCUGGUUGAUAACAAAGGCAAUUAAGAUACCAACAUGAUUGUUCACUGUGAUCUUAGUUGACACUUUUAAGAUUUUUGGGCAGUCAAGGUGGAGAAGACAUUAGAAGAAUUUCAGUUGUUAAGAGGCCAUGCUGAAACUAGAGAUGCGGCAAGUCAGCCAAAUGUUUUUAGUUGCCCACAUGGAUUUUGCCUUUUUUUGUUUUAUCAAUUUUCUUGGUUUUGUGCGGUAAAAUUGGUGAGACAGUGUUACGCAACGUGCGUCUUUAAUGAGACUAAUGGUAGAUGAGCCAUGAAUUUUGUUUUAUUGAGAGUAAUGGUAGAUGAGCCAUGGAUUCUGUUUUAUUUUUCUUUAGAGUGAAUGAUACGUUGUUGACAUUCCUUUGUUUUUGAGUGGCAGUUUUCUUUAUGCUUUACUUUUGCGUCUUCUGGCAUGUGGGUGUCUUUGUGCUCCUUUGAACCAUCAAAAUUUUCUUCCUUUGGUUUCUAAAUAGGUGAUAUGUUUUUACCUCUUUAUUUUUAUUAUGGGUUUUCUGAAAAAUAUGUUGCCGUUUAUGUCAUCUUAUUUUUUGAUUAAAGUGUCUUUGGAUUGCAUUCUAUGAACUAAAAUAUUUGUACUACUAUUAAUGCAGUGUCAUUUUGGUCUAGGCAGCUGUCUUCAUGUGACAUUAAGUCCUUUUGAACCUUUUAAGCUUGUUAUUCUCCUUUGUAUCGAUAAUUUAUUGUUUUUGCUUAGAUUCCACUUCUCUGAAAUGAUACGAGCCAUAGUAAUUCAUCCACAUCAUUUUUCUGACCUUCAGCUUUAUUUCAAUCCUGCAACAGUGAAGAUGCUUAGCAACCUGAAGGUUUUAGUAAUAGCUAUCUUGUUAAAGAUGAUCAUGAAACGGCGGUUUUCUAUUAUUCAGUGGGAGGCUCUUGCUUUGUUGCUUAUCGGAAUUAGUAUAAACCAAUUGCAGUCUUUACCGGAGGGCACUACUUCAUUUGGUCUUCCGAUUGCAACAGACGCAUACUUGUACACACUAAUUUUUGUUACUGUUCCAUCCCUGGCAUCAGUCUUUAACGAGUAUGCUUUAAAGAGCCAGUUUGAGACAAGCAUUUACCAUCAGAACUUAUUUCUUUAUGGAUAUGGUGCCAUGUUCAAUUUCCUAGCCAUUCUUGGAACUGCAAUUUUUAAAGGUCCCAGUAGCUUGGAUAUCCUGCAGGGACAUUCAAAGGCUACCGUGCUUUUAAUAUGCAACAAUGCAGCCCAAGGGAUCCUAUCAUCUUUCUUCUUCAAAUAUGCGGAUACAAUCUUGAAAAAGUACUCCUCAACUAUUGCCACAAUUUUUACUGGCAUAGCAUCUGCUAUUUUGUUUGGUCACACCCUGACUAUGAACUUUGUUUUAGGAAUCUCAGUUGUGAUUAUCUCCAUGCAUCAGUUUUUUUCAGUACUUUCAAAGGUUAAAGAUGAACAACAGAGUAGUAGUUUGGAAAUGGUUGAUAGCCAAAACAGCCAGAGGUCUAGGGAUGCAUCCUUCCUAAAUACGAUUGCUGGAGCAAAUGAAGAUGCUAGUUAUCAUGUUAAUGAAGAGGGAAAAAGACCACUUCUUCCAGUUUAGGUUCACAUGUAUCGGGAACAGUUUUGGAGUAUACAUUCUUUUAGUAACUGAACAGAAUAAAUGGCAUCUAAUGAUUCACAAUUCAUUACUUCAUCUCAUGGUUGGAUCAGUUACCCACUAUACCACAGCAUGGUCUAUGAAACGAGUGGGCUAGCUCAUCGACAUGUAUGAAGAUCUGCUAUAGAAGAAAAGUUAGAUAUACUGGAUUACAGAAUUCUUCUUUUUCUUCCUUCUUCAUCGAGUAAAUGGAUAAUUAUUAUUUUCUUCAUGUGUACUACAUGCUGAGCUUAAUCAUUUCGCUUUAAACUCAGUGAUCAUUUAUGAACAUGGAAUGAAUUUUAUGCAGUUUUACCUCGAAAUUUUUGACAUCCAAUGAAAACCUUGCAUAUACGCAAGGAAUUGAGUUUAGAUUUGUUGAGUGGUAAAGGGGAGAAAAGACAGAGUCUCUUCCCCUUUUGCGCUUUUCCCCAAAAAAUUGCGGCUCUAAUUUUGUUGUUUUCCCAAAAUGACGAGUACAAUUUCCACUCCCAAACAUGAGCAAAUGAUAAGCUGCUGUUGGCUAACCGUAUCUUUUCAUCCACCUUUGUUGAAAUUCCGACUUCAUGAGUAUAUUUUUCUAUUGCACACCCACAUGAUCAAUCAAUUUCAUUUUAUAAUAUCCGCACUUUGCACGAGCAUGAGCAGCCCAAAUUUUCUCAUCCUUCAAUAUUGUUAGGUCAAUGAUGUUUGGGUUAGACUAUUACAUCAUUGCUUAAUUCUAUACUAGAAAUUGCCCAUACUACCACAGAGGUAACAACUGCAGAGAGCGAUAAUGUUCCCUUGUGCUAGCUUUUUCUUUUAUUAUUUGUAAACGAGGGCAAGAUAUACAAUACUCUCUUUCUCAUAUUAGAUUUGUUGAUUAUUGUUUUUCUAUCAAUUUUUUUCCAAGCCAACACUAAGAUAUAGAAUACCCCAAAUUAAAUAAUGAAUUCAAAUUGAAUUAAUAAUUAAAAGGGUCUGGGAUUACUAAUUGCAUAAACAAGUAAUCCAAGGUGACAUAACUGGUUAUGAAUCGUAAGAUUAGUUUGGAAAAUAGUAACGAGUUAUUUAGAUCAAAUAGAGUCUAACAUAACAAUUUUGAUUU